Molecule: messenger RNA, 813 nt
Organism: Chironomus riparius
Lineage: Eukaryota; Metazoa; Arthropoda; Insecta; Diptera; Chironomidae
Source: the annotation of a GenBank genome assembly
AUGAAAUUCUUCGCUGUUCUCGCUCUCUGCAUCGUUGGAGCUAUUGCUUCCCCAUUGACUGCUGACGAAGCUUCACUCGUCCAAUCAUCAUGGAAGGCUGUUAGCCACAACGAAGUUGAAAUCCUUGCUGCUGUCUUUGCUGCUUACCCAGACAUCCAAAACAAAUUCUCACAAUUCGCUGGAAAGGACCUCGCUUCAAUCAAGGAUACUGGUGCAUUCGCCACACACGCCACAAGAAUUGUUUCAUUCUUGUCAGAAGUCAUCGCUCUCUCAGGAAACACCUCAAACGCUGCCGCAGUCAACUCACUCGUCUCAAAGUUGGGAGAUGACCACAAAGCUCGUGGAGUUUCAGCCGCUCAAUUCGGAGAAUUCAGAACUGCUCUCGUUGCCUACCUCCAAGCUAAUGUUUCAUGGGGUGACAAUGUUGCUGCUGCCUGGAACAAAGCUCUUGACAACACCUUUGCCAUCGUUGUCCCACACAUCCAAAACAAAUUCUCACAAUUCGCUGGAAAGGACCUCGCUUCAAUCAAGGAUACUGGUGCAUUCGCUACACACGCCACAAGAAUUGUUUCAUUCUUGUCAGAAGUCAUCGCUCUCUCAGGAAACGACUCAAACGCUGCCGCAGUCAACUCACUCGUCUCAAAGUUGGGAGAUGACCACAAAGCUCGUGGAGUUUCAGCUGCUCAAUUCGGAGAAUUCAGAACUGCUCUCGUUGCCUACCUCCAAGCUAAUGUUUCAUGGGGUGACAAUGUUGCUGCUGCCUGGAACAAAGCUCUUGACAACACAUUCGCCAUCGUUGUCCCACGUCUUUAA